Molecule: messenger RNA, 2071 nt
Organism: Thalassophryne amazonica
Lineage: Eukaryota; Metazoa; Chordata; Actinopteri; Batrachoidiformes; Batrachoididae
Product: zinc finger and SCAN domain-containing protein 2-like
Exons: 2
Coding region: 77-1255 (392 amino acids)
Biological process (GO): regulation of transcription by RNA polymerase II
Molecular function (GO): DNA-binding transcription factor activity; RNA polymerase II cis-regulatory region sequence-specific DNA binding
Source: RefSeq, a predicted model, not a curated record
GAAGAAGAAGAAGCAGCAAACAGAAACAGCUCGCAGCAUCAGUAGUUUGUAUACUGAUUUAUGCUCCUUUUUGAAAAUGUUAUCGGUCCCUUUGCUGAGAGCUUUUGUCACCCAGAGGCUGACUCUGGCAGCUGACGACAUAAUUCAGAUGUUUGAAAGGACAAUAGCAAGUUACGAGGAGGAAAUUGAUCGGCAGCGAAGCCUUCUGGGAGCCGAGCAGCCGGUGGACAUCAAAAUGAUUUCACACAAUCAAACAGCCUUGCCUCAGGAUGUCCAGCAGCAGACUGUCGAUAAAGACAAAGUCCUUAAACAGCUGGACUGCAGCUCCAGUUUAGAACAGGGGGACAUUCAGCUACUUCACAUUAAAGAAGAACAGGAGGACCUCUGGACAAACCAAGUGCAAGAGCAUCUUCAAAGUCUGGAUGAGACUGUUAUGAAUGAUCUGUAUGAAAACACUGAAUCCUCACAAAUUCAGCUCCAAACUGAGACCACAGCACUAGAUCCUGGAUCCAAGAACUCAAAUGAAUACAUGCAAGAUGAAAAAGGAGAAGGGUUUAGAAAAUCAGAGCCAGCCUUUGACACGGAUGUAGUGGGUUUUCUAAAAGCAGCUCCUGAAGGCGGUCUUUUUCUUCCACGUUGUUUUAACACUGAGACAAAAGAAAUUGAAGACUCUGGCAAGAAGACAGCUGCCCAGUCCAGUUUAGACACACAAAAAGACAAUGAACCUGUAUCUCAUAAGCAUAAACUUUUUAAAUGUGCAGUCUGUGGCAGAGUAUUUACACAAAAUGGGCCUCUUCAGAGACACGUGACCUGUCACACAGGAGAAAAACCAUUUGAGUGCACUGAGUGUGGUAAAACAUUCAGGCAGAAGGGAACCUUGAAAAAACACAUAAGAAGUCACACUGGAGAGAAACCAUUUGGUUGCUUAAUUUGUGGUAAACACUAUACCCAGAAUGGAUCACUAGUUGCACACAUGAGACUUCACACAGGGGAGAAACCAUUCAGCUGCUCAGUAUGUAAGAAGAGGUACAACGAAAGAGGGACAUUAGUUCGACACAUGAGGGUCCACACAGGAGAGAAACCAUUUACCUGCACUGUGUGUGGUAAAAGCUUCAGUGAAAAAGGGAAUCUGAACAAACACAGGAGGAUCCACACAAGAGAGAAACCAUUCAGUUGUGGUGUAUGUGGGAAAAAAUGUAGUUUGUACUCGCAUGUCAGAAGUCACAAGUGUUCUGGUAACAAUAAUGGUACAUAAAGCAGCAGUGCUAGGUGUAAACGUAGUUUUUGCAGUUGUUCCAAUAACUUUGACUAACAGUUUUUGAAUAACUCCAACCUCCACUUCUCAUGCCUUGAGUAAGCGAAGCAGUGAAAGAUCUUUUUCUUCUCCUCAGUGGUCCAACUUACAAUGGUACAGUUUCCUUUGUUUCUUUUGGCCCGCUGAUGAUGUUGUUGCCGGGGUCCAGGAUCAGAACUAUGCUAUCUGGUGGAUUAUCCAGCUGAAUGCUGCCACAGGAGAGAUGUCUCCCUGCAGCACUAGGAGAAGUUGCGCUAUUGCUCUCCUCACUCCCUGGUGUUUUGGCGCUUUGUGGAGAUUUUAGCUGAGGUUUGUUUUCUUUGAAACAUUCUCAUACCACGAUCUCUCCUGGCAAACCCCUUCAUAGUGGGACCGAGGACACUCAAGGCUAGUGUCCAGUAGAAACUCCAACCCACCAAAGAGAGAAACCAUUCAGUUUUGAUGUAUUUGGAAAAAGAUGUAGUUUGUACGCACAUCUCAGAAGUCAUAUAAGUGUUCUGGUAAGAAUAAUGGUACAUAAAGCUGCAGUGCUAGGUGUAAAUUUAUUUUUUUUUUUCUAGUUGUUCCAAAACUUUGACAAACAGUUUUUGGCUUUCUUUGUGGAGAUAACUAUGAAUUUGUGAUAUCACUGAUUAGUGCUGUCUGAUGUGCCGCUGCAAUAAUGAUGUGAAAUUGAACCUUUCAUAUAUUACAAUGAAAGUUUAAAAUCACAAACCCAAAGUGAGAAUACAGUUAUAAAUGAGUGAAAUAAAUUCACAAGUCUUACUAAAAUGCAAA